AUGGCGGAGCGGCUCGAGGCUCGCCGGCUCAGUGCGGGCUGCGUUGCUUUGUCAUAAACCCAGCCACGGUUUCCCGAUCCUUCCUCUCCCGAGUGUUGGCGCGCCCUCCACCCCUCGGCCGUUCUAGAUCUAAACAGGGGAUGUCUCUACGCUGCGGGGGCGCCGCCCGCACCCUAGGGCCCCGGGUAUUUGGAAGAUAUUUAUACAGCCCAGUCAGAGCAUCGCAUUCCUUGCCAGAUAAAAAAAGGGAGUUUUUACAGAAUGGACCAGACCUUCAAGAUUUUGUAUCUGGCGACCUUGCAGACAAAAGCACCUGGGAAGAAUAUAAAGGAAACUUAAAACGCCAGAAAGGAGAAAGGUGUGCGAGGAAGCGCGGUGUCCCAACAUCGGCGAGUGCUGGGGAGGUGGAGAGUACGCCACGGCCACCGCCACGAUCAUGGAAUCCAGAAAUUCUCGUGGAAUGUCUCACCCCUGAUUUCCGAGGAGAUCUUAAAGCAAUAGAAAAAGUCGCUCUUUCAGGAUUAGACGUGUAUGCGCAUAACAUCGAAACUGUUCCAGAGUUGCAGAGGAAAGUCCGCGACCCCCGGGCCAAUUUCGACCAGUCUCUCCGUGUGCUGAGACACGCCAAGGAGGUCCAGCCUGAGGUUAUUUCUAAAACAUCGAUCAUGCUGGGUUUAGGCGAGACCGAUGAGCAAGUAUACGCAACCAUGAAAGCUCUCCGGGAGGCCAACGUGGACUGUCUGACCUUAGGACAAUACAUGCAGCCCACGAGGCGCCACCUUAAGGUUGAGGAGUAUAUUACUCCCGAGAAGUUCAAAUGCUGGGAGAAAGUAGGAAAUGAGCUUGGAUUUCAUUACACUGCCAGCGGCCCUUUGGUGCGGUCUUCAUACAAAGCAGGUGAAUUUUUCCUGAAAAAUCUAGUGUCUAAAAGAAAAACAAAAGCCCUCUAAAACUUAGACGAGACCUCCAUGAUCACAGAGAUUUUCAGAUUUGAUCCCAGCUGAUGACAGAGGUGACGCCGUGGGCCUCGACUUCAGUGGCUGUGCCCCACUUUUCCUGCUUUAAGAAUGUCAAUAAACUGUACAUAUUUCAUGAAGUUACUCAGCUGGCUUUUGGAAUACCAUCUCUGUUCCAAUAAACAGUUGCUUGCGGUGA
This is a messenger RNA of Tupaia belangeri chinensis (Chinese tree shrew), 1155 nucleotides long. It is a transcript of the gene LIAS, whose product is annotated as lipoic acid synthetase. The record is from RefSeq and is a predicted model, not a curated record. Gene Ontology annotation, biological process: lipoate biosynthetic process. Gene Ontology annotation, molecular function: lipoate synthase activity; 4 iron, 4 sulfur cluster binding. Bases 141 to 950 code for a protein of 269 amino acids. NCBI's taxonomy places the organism in Eukaryota, Metazoa, Chordata, Mammalia, Scandentia, Tupaiidae. The transcript has 8 exons. Gene Ontology annotation, cellular component: mitochondrion.